CGUCAUGUGUGGGGAAGACUCUCACAACAUCACUCUUCCCGCGCUUUCUGGGUGAGCGUGGCUGUCAGAGUCGGGUGCAUCUGCGUCUCUUACUCCACAAUGGUUUUUAUCUUCUGAAGAGAGCCCAGAUUCUGUUGCUGUUGCAGUUUUAGAAAUUUGAAAGAUGGAAUUUACGCCUAAAAAACAACCUAACUUUGGCUCAGGCCCUCUCCGUCAUAAUCCUUACUCCACUGGGGGCCGUACUUACAUAAAAAGAUACAAGAAAAGAACUGGAAAUGGCAGUACUCCACGGUCAUCACUUGUUACCCCACCUAGGACCAGUUUGCAAAAAAGAUUUUUGUCACGAACUGACAAGAUAGUGAACAUUUCAUCUAAGCCUCAAACACAGCAUGGUGAUGGACAGACCUUGGGAAAGUGGUUAAGUAAAAAAGGAACUCCUCAAGCCAUUAAACGGCCAUUUAGUGCUAUUAAUGGGAAAGAGAAUUUAGAUGAUCCUUACCGUGUUUUUACAGACAGUGAUAGUGAAGUCUCUGAGAUUGGAAGCAAAACCAACAAUCCUCUUGACUCUUCGAAUACCCUCUCGGAUAGUGAUUGUGAAAUAUUUGACAGGAAGAACAAAACUUCUGGGAAGGAGAACUUAUUUUUUGGACCUCAUAAAAACAGCUCAGUCAAAGUAUAUACGAAAAAGAAAUCGUUGAACUUGUCUAAGUCAAGGCUUGUUUCUGAUAUUUCUCCAGAGAAAGUUGAAAGGGCUUAUGGGUCCAAACUUUCAUCUGAAGCCGAAAAGGAAAAUAUACCAACAGAUAUUAAAGGAGAACUUGCGGAAGAAAUUACCUCGCCACAUCUCAUUGGGUUUCCCAACUAUGGCAAUACCUGCUACCUGAACUCGGUCAUUCAAUCUCUGUUUGGCUUACCGGCUUUCUUGGGUGACUACAAGGUUGUGGCUUCCCAGCUUAGCAUGCCUCAUACAUCACUGUCAUUUGGCCUGAGUCAAGUUCUCUCCAACAGGAUGAAGGGCCAAGUUUCUGGAGUUAAGCAGUCACUCAAGACUAUUAAGGAGAAUCUUGAGCGAGUCGAUGGCUCUUUUUCUGGUUUUAAGAUGCAGGAUGCAAAUGAGUUCCUGACCCGGGUACUUGACACCAUAAAAGAUGAGAUCGACCGUUGCCACAUGACCACUCCCAGCCCUGACCGCCCAGUAAGCUCUCGGGCGCUUGUUAACACUGCAAAAAUAGAUGUCGAUGAAGAUAUUUGCCUUAGUGGUGCUCCGAUGAAUGUAUUAAGUUUAUCCAGCUCACCAGAACCUUCGAAAGGUGCAGACGGUGAUAUUGGCGAUGACAUCACAGAUAAUGAAGUGAUUAAUGUUCCGGAGACAAACGUCCGUUAUAUGAAUGAGAAGGACAUUACAGGUAUUAAGGUCAUAGACGCAGAAGUUGAAAAUAGUAAAUGUAAAUCCACAUACUCCUACACAAAUGGCAAAAAAUUAGUAGGAAGAGAAAUUGCUGUUGAUCCAAGAUGCACAGUUAAUGCACAGGAAGUUACACCUAGAAAAACCUGUGAGGAAGAAAUAAUGCCUAGAAAUCCCGUGAAGGAUAACUUUGAAUUUCAACUGCUGGAGUCCUACAGAUGUUUAGGGUGUAAUGAAGUAGAAGGGAGGAGACAGGAAUAUUUUGGUCUGUACGUGAAUCUUCCAGAAGGUCAGGAUUCAAUCCAGGAUGCUAUUUCCUCAUACAUGGGUGCAGAUGAAAGGGAACUGAAGUGUGAAAAGUGUGGUCAUAACCAGUCUUCUGUUGUUACUUCAGUUACCAGAUUGCCCAGAAUACUUAUUAUCCAGCUUAAACGGUAUGAAUACAAACCAGAACAACACGAGAGUGUGAAAAUGUCAUCACGCGUACGUAUCAACCGUUGGCUCAGCUUAAAUUCAUAUUUGACCAGUGAUGGAUGUGGACCUUCUCACUGGAGUCCUCAGACUGGCAGUUACGUCACACCUCGGACACCAAAGCAGGCGACCCUAACUGUUCGUAAUCUGUCGUCUGAGUUGAAUAUGUGUGAUGGAAAGAAGGAUGAAGAAGAGCUCCCUUGCUUUCUUAGUCCAGCUAAGCCUUCUGGGAGUUUCACCGCCACUACCUCUGAUAAAGAAGAUGAGGAACUGCAGGAAGUGAUGCGCCGUAGCAUGGAUGAUGUUGGUGGCGUACGCGAAGAAGAUGAAAUCCAGCAAGCCAUUAGGUUGUCCCUCCAGGAAUUGGGAAUGAGUUAUACACAAGAAAAUCAGGGAGAAAAUGCAGAAGGCAAGGAUGAUGAGAAGGGGCAAAAUAGUCUCGUCAUUGAAGAAAACGGGGAGAGUGACCGGCAUACUUACUGCCUAAUUAGUGUGAUCAGCCACUUUGGUCUCACAACUAACACUGGGCACUAUGUAGCAGAUGUAUUCAAUUGUGAAGAAGACAGCUGGUUCCAUUAUGAUGAUGAGUGUGUUGUAAAAAUCCCAGAGACUGUUGUCUUUGCAGAAGGUCGACAGAAGAAUGGCUACAUCUUCUUCUAUAUGCAUAAGGAUCUCUUUAAGAAGAUGGAGAAGAAAACCAGUGUCAAUAGAUAAUAGAUGUUUUCUGUAGUGUUUGUAAAUAAUUGUAUAGUGUUUUAUAAUAUUUACUUUAAAAUUAGAUAAUUGUACAAAAAUCAUUCAU
Molecule: messenger RNA, 2678 nt
Organism: Homarus americanus (American lobster)
Lineage: Eukaryota; Metazoa; Arthropoda; Malacostraca; Decapoda; Nephropidae
Product: ubiquitin carboxyl-terminal hydrolase 37-like
Exons: 12
Coding region: 164-2590 (808 amino acids)
Biological process (GO): protein deubiquitination; G1/S transition of mitotic cell cycle
Cellular component (GO): nucleus; cytosol
Molecular function (GO): cysteine-type deubiquitinase activity; cysteine-type endopeptidase activity
Source: RefSeq, a predicted model, not a curated record